Messenger RNA from Penicillium brevicompactum, 2271 nucleotides. Its product is annotated as J domain-containing protein. The coding region runs from base 1 to 2271 and encodes 756 amino acids. The transcript is spliced from 4 exons. The record is from RefSeq and is a predicted model, not a curated record. Gene Ontology annotation, biological process: cristae formation. NCBI's taxonomy places the organism in Eukaryota, Fungi, Ascomycota, Eurotiomycetes, Eurotiales, Aspergillaceae.
AUGUCCUCCUUCGGCCAGCAAGGCGCGGAGUUCCGCGCCACCGUGGAAGAUGACGGUCUGGAGGGCGACUACAGCAUGGUCGAUUACCCCGAAACCGACUAUUACCUUCUCCUAGGCCUAUCGCGCAACCCACCCCCGACCGACGCCGAGAUCCGAUCAGCCUACCGCAGCUUAUCUUUGAGCUUUCAUCCGGACAAGCAACCGUCGCAUCUCCGCCAUGCAGCCGAGAGUCAAUUCAGACACAUCCAAGAUGCGUAUGACACGCUUAUCGAUCCCAAAAAGCGCGUUGUAUAUGAUAUCUCAGGCGCAGAAGGCGUGCGGCAAGAAUGGGGCCAACUUGGGGCCAUGGGGAUUGGAGGAGAAGCACAGAAGCAAGAUGUGGGCGUGAAGACGAUGUCACCGGAUGAGUUCCGGCGAUGGUUCCUCAAGACAAUGAAGAAGCGCGAGCGACAAGCUAUCGAGAGCCUGGUUUCAAGUAGGGGCGGUAUCACCUUGGGAGUCGAUGCUUCAUCGAUGGUCUCGGUUGAUGAAGAUGAAGAUGUGCAGUUCCAUAUUCCUUCCCCGAAAGUGACGACAUAUGGCGUCACCUAUAAUUUCGAUACACCUCUGGCUUUGCCCCAGCUAUGGGGCACAGCGGAGGUCGAGGAUGCCGAAAGUGAAGGGAAGGAAUCUGAAGAUGCGCAAGAUGGUGGGUCAGAAGCUGCCCAUCUGACCUUGAGCACAGGUAUAGUUGGCGGCCUGGCUCACCCAGUCCAGAAAGCCACCGUCGAGUACGAAGAUGGAACGGAAGGCGAGGAAACUUUAAAAAUGCCGCCGAUUCUGGCAGCUAAGAACUUCCGGCUCGGGGCCACUCUGAGCCCAAAUGUUAGAAGCCUGGUUGGCACAAAGGGGAUCUGGGCUAAGCACCCUUUCGCCUUGCUCAGAGAUUCUGCAGUCAGUUUUGAGGGUCUCUUGCUGCCCCAGCCCUCCUUGAGGGCAACUAUCACCCGGAAUUUCCAGCCAGUUGCGGGUGUCCAACCGUUCAAUGUGAGUGUGACAAGCAUACACUCACGAUCCCUCGGGGAAACACCACCCUCUUUCGAAGUUCAAAUCUCGAGAGAGCUGUUCAAGAAGAAGAUUGGCGUCGUAUCGUGGUCAAGUGGUGUUUGCAACUGGCCCGAGUUUCUUCUAGGCUGGUUUCCAUCUAUUGGCAUGGGCAUUCAAAGUGCCUUCGCAUCUGCCAGCGAAGUUGGCCACCUGCAGAUUGGCUUGAUCGCACCUGCUGCAUCGCCUCAGGCUGCAAUGGAGGUCGACGAAGACGAAGACGAGCCUAGUGGUGACUUGGAUGAUGAUGACAAUCAUUCACUCAAGAAACGUCGAACCAACCACUCGGCAGAAGCAUGGGAAAGUCAUCUGCAGGUUUCGCCUGGUGGAGGUGCUCUUGUUCUGAAAUAUUCAAGGAACCUUUUCUCUGGGAAACCCGCAGAUGACCCAGUGAAGACGGAAUGGAGCUCAGAGGGCUACUUCCCAAUGCCGGCAAUGGAUGAAGCACGUGCUGUCCGUCUUGAGGUUUCAACCAUUGCAAGCUCGGAUAUGUCCUUGAGCUGGGCCGUCAAGGGUAUUCGCCGAGUUGGCGAAUACACGCGUCUAGGACUUGGUAUUGGCAUUGCAGACAAAGGCAUGAUGUUGACUGUUACAUGGCGCCGUCUCGGGCAAAACAUCGAUAUCCCCAUUGUAAUUUGUCCGGCCAGCGAGGCAACAAAUGGGGCCACGGCGCUGACAGCCAUCUUCCCUUGGCUGGCAUACUGUGCCGUUGAGUUUGGCUACAUUCGUCCUCGUGACAGAAAGAAGCGUCGGCAGGAAGCUGCUCGUCGCCAUCGUGAACUCAAGAAGCUUCUUCCGCAGAAGCGUGAGGAGAGUCUCCAAGCCAUCGAGCUCAUGACCGAGCAAGUUCAAAGACGACAAGGCCGAGAGGAAGCACACGAUGGCCUUGUAAUCCUGAAGGCAGAGUAUGGUUAUAUACCGCCAACAAACAAGAAACCCAAGAAUGGGUUUACGGAGCCGCGGGUGAUCGAUGUCACAAUCCCCGUGGCUGCUUUGGUCAACCGAGGUCAGCUGGUGAUCUCUAAGAAAUCUAACAAGUUUCAAAUUUUGGGAUUCCACGACCCUGCGCCCUUGUUGCCCAAGCGAUUGAAAAUCUGGUAUAGAUUCCAAGGCCGCGAUCACUACGUAGAGGCAAACGAUAAGGAGAAAGUCUCCUGUCCCCUACGUGCGCACCUUGAGUCCAUUUGA